Messenger RNA from Paramecium tetraurelia, 1599 nucleotides. RefSeq lists its product as uncharacterized. Gene Ontology annotation, cellular component: autophagosome; cytoplasm. Gene Ontology annotation, biological process: autophagosome organization; autophagy; peptidyl-serine phosphorylation. The record is from RefSeq and is a predicted model, not a curated record. Gene Ontology annotation, molecular function: protein serine/threonine kinase activity; ATP binding. Lineage: Eukaryota; Ciliophora; Oligohymenophorea; Peniculida; Parameciidae. The transcript is spliced from 2 exons.
AUGAGACAGAUUAAAGACUUUAUGGUCAAUUAAAAUGAAGCAUUGGGUGCAGGCGCCUAUGGAACUGCUCACAAAUGUUAUAGAAUAGGUAAUAAGGAUGAGUUAUUUUGCAUGAAAAUAAUCAAAAAAUCCAUAAAUACCGACCAAAAAAAAGAAUUAAGUUAGAAGAGAUAGCUGGAAGCAGAAAUAAAAACAUUCUAAAGUUUAAAAGAUGCAAAUUGUGAGAAUUUGGUGAAAAUGAUUGAUAUUAUUGAUGAAGAUAGUAGAUUGUGUAUUGUAAUGGAAUUAUGCGAUUUGGAUUUGGACAAGUUGCUCAGAUAAUUUCAUUAUAUGAAUACCUGGCCCUCGAUAAUCGAAAUGGAAGAUAUGAUGAAAUAAAUACUUAAAGGUGCCUAAGUUUUAAUUGAUAACCACAUUAUACAUAGAGACAUCAAGCCCUAAAAUAUUCUAGUUAAAAUACUUAACAAAGGGUAACCAACAGAGAGGAAAAUUUAUAAAAUAGCUGAUUUCGGUUUUACUAAAUAUUUAGACGAUAUCUACGCUAAAGCUAAUCUAACAAGAGUUGGCACUCGUUCAUAUUGUGCACCUGAAAUUUUGAAAGGAUAGAAUUUUUCUUCCAAGUGUGAUAUAUACUCCUACGGGAUUGUUUUUCAUCAAAUAGCUUAUAAGUUCAGUUUUCCAAGUCAUUAUGAUAACUAGUAACAAUUACAUGAGUUUCAUGAAUCAAUUAGUAAAAGUCCAUAUAAAUGUGCUGACUUAAAAGGUGGUUAAAUGAUUAUGGAUUUAAUUGAAAAGAUGCUAAUUUUUGAUUAGGAUAAACGAAUCUAAUUUGAAGAUCUAUGGGCUCAUAGCGUUAUGAAAACUCCUAAUCGAAUACUAAAGGAUUCUAUCUUUGUACGCCUUGAUAGAAGUGUGUAGGAAGAGGAUUAUAAAUAAUAAAUUGUGAAGAAUGAGGCAGAAAAACUUAAAAGAUUAAAUUUAUUAACUGAUAUUUUUUAUCGUAAAUUCUUGCUUUGUAAGCACGUCGCUGACUUUAUGAAAAAUACAUUAAUAGUCAAGCAAAUUGAUCAUUUGAUUUUCUAAUAGUUUAUAUCAUUAAUUGGGUUGUACUAAAUUAAUUAUGGAUUUGCAAUGUUGAACUGCCUUAUAAGCGAUUUUGAACCAACAAUUCUACUUGACAAUGAUGUGCCAUAACUAAUUGAACUGUUAAAUUAUUUUAUGGUGAAAUCUCAAGAAAACAAGGAGUAUGUGGGGUUGUAAAAUAGGUUAACCAAAGAUUAUUAUUAAGCCAUAAUAACAUACAAACAAGACUUAAAUACGUUACUUAAAGAAAAAAUAGAAUCGAAAAAUUGGAAAUAAUAUGAAGUUGUAUUCAAGUAGCUUUAACAAUCUCAAACCAGAAAAAUACCGAUUGAAAAAUGUUAUUAAGUGAUAUAAUAUUUGAAGGAGUAAGACAAAAUAAAAGAAUUUAUAAGUAAAUGCAAAAACCAGCCCGGCAUUGGUAUUGCUUAAAGCUUGCAAACAAUAAUGGAACUUGACACCAAAUUCAAUAUAACAUAUUACAGAGAUAUAAAUCCUGAUGACAUUUUUAAAAUAUGA